AAGCAAUCAUUUGCAUUCAAUGAGAAAGUGCCUGAAGCUAAUUGCAGCCGGUAGUCGUUUCUCCCGUGGAGUCAACAAAAGCAGUAGCUGGACAUUAUCAUCAUUAGUUAAGAAUUAUCCUUCACCUUAUAGUAGAGUUAUUCCACCUGGAAGGCAGUUAUCAAAGAGUAUUGAAAUGUCACAAAUUACCCUGGUCUCGAAUAAUAAAUGCUUCGGAGGAUGGCAGAAGGUGUACUCCCACGACAGCUCGGAAUUGAAAUGCAAGAUGAACUUUGGAAUCUAUCUGCCACCCCAAGCAGAAUUCGACCCCGUUCCAGUCAUCUACUGGCUCUCAGGGCUCACUUGCACCGAACAGAACUUCAUAACAAAGGCUGGAGCUCAGGGUUAUGCCUCUGAACAUGGGGUAAUCCUGGUAAUUCCUGAUACUAGCCCCCGAGGAGAAAAUAUCCCGAACGACAAAGAGUACGACCUUGGGCAGGGAGCUGGCUUUUACGUAGAUGCAACUGAAGAACCAUGGAAGGAGAAUUUCCGGAUGUACAGUUAUAUCACCAAGGAACUGCCUAAAUUAAUUAAUGACAAUUUUCCAGUUCUGCCCUCCCAGCAGUCGAUUAUGGGCCACAGUAUGGGAGGUCAUGGAGCAUUGAUCUGUGCAUUUAAAAACCCUGGGAUGUACAAAACCGUUUCUGCAUUUGCUCCGAUAAGUAAUGCAGUGCAAAGUGACUGGGGAAAGAAAGCCCUCUCUGCCUACCUCGGCCCAGACGAAGAAGUCUGGAAGGAGUGGGACGCUACGUGCCUCAUGAAAACCUACUCAGGGCCACCCCUGGAUAUUCUAGUGGACCAGGGGAAAGCCGACAAUUUCCUCCACCAAUUGCUUCCCGAUAACCUGCUGACAGCCUCGAAAGAUGCAGGAGUCACUCUGAUCUUGCGGAAUCAAGAGGACUACGAUCACAGUUACUUCUUCAUCUCGACAUUCAUGAAGGACCACAUCAACCACCACAUGAAGUACCUUAAGAACUAGACGCUAAGUCAAAACCCGACAAUUUUUUUAUUUCCGAAUUUACGCAACAAUGUUUGUACAUUACGACAAAAAAAUAAUAAACAAAAAGCAAAAAAUA
Molecule: messenger RNA, 1115 nt
Organism: Diachasmimorpha longicaudata
Lineage: Eukaryota; Metazoa; Arthropoda; Insecta; Hymenoptera; Braconidae
Product: S-formylglutathione hydrolase
Exons: 4
Coding region: 20-1018 (332 amino acids)
Biological process (GO): formaldehyde catabolic process
Cellular component (GO): cytosol
Molecular function (GO): S-formylglutathione hydrolase activity
Source: RefSeq, a predicted model, not a curated record